AUGUCAAGAGCUCUGCUAAUAUUAUUUGUAUUGAUAGGGUGUUGUUACUGCUUAGACAGUAAUGAUUUGCUUGUAGGAGAAACAAGGGCAAAAAAGAAAAAAGAUAGGACUAAGUUGAUUGGUAUGAUACUCCUGUUUAUCUUCUCCAAAUUGGCGGUAUUUAAAGCGGCUUCCACAUUCUUCAUGAUGGCGUUCUUCCAAAAGCUGUUCUAUUUGUUUGAUCUAUUCCUGAACUAUUUUCUAAAAAGUAAGUUACCAAAACCCACACCAUCACCUGUCUAUGGAGCGCCUUCAGACUACAACACCAUCGGCUACAGUUACGGACCGCCUGAACACGAGUCGUUACAUUCUCAAGAUAAUAGCUAUCCAAGCAUUUCUGAACUUGGAGGUGCCUUUAACUGGCUUGUGAAUAAGAACGUCAAGUGA
This is a messenger RNA of Parnassius mnemosyne (clouded apollo), 426 nucleotides long. NCBI's taxonomy places the organism in Eukaryota, Metazoa, Arthropoda, Insecta, Lepidoptera, Papilionidae. The record is from the annotation of a GenBank genome assembly.